Planococcus citri (citrus mealybug) is the source of this 1768-nucleotide messenger RNA. RefSeq lists its product as uncharacterized. NCBI's taxonomy places the organism in Eukaryota, Metazoa, Arthropoda, Insecta, Hemiptera, Pseudococcidae. Bases 216 to 1502 code for a protein of 428 amino acids. The record is from RefSeq and is a predicted model, not a curated record. The transcript is spliced from 2 exons.
UGCACCGUAUCGCAAUAUUCUGUGAUUCAGUAAAUUUGAUAAGCUAAUAAUUAACACUUUGUGAAUUUAGUAACGAUGAAUUUAAAAAUUGCAUUUAGUAUUAUUUGAGUUUGUAUUCAUGAUGUAGGUAUCUACAUAUUGUUUGCUUACGUUUUUGAACGUGUUUUUCGUGAUGUGUUAAUGCAAACAAUUUCAUUUUCCACAGGAAUGAAAUAAUGCAAAAAACCAAAUUUGGGAGCAGUACUUUACACAUCUUGUUGAUUCUUCUAUGCACCUUAAACAACCUAAUAUCAGUCAAUGGUCAAGAUGAACUAGACAUACUGGAAUUUUCAACCGAACUUUCAGAACCUGCUUCGACACUUGCUCCAGAAACAUUAUACUGCCAGUAUUUCAGAAAAUAUGAUGGCAGCGUAUGUCCAAAUAGAGAAUUCCUUUCCAAAAGAAACAACUUCAACUAUACAGAAAAUGGUGACUUAAUUUACGAGUACGAAAACAAAUCAAGAAGUAUUUUCAAAUCGGGCACAUUCGCCAACGAAUCCUCCUUCAAACAAGGUAUUUUUCACUGCGGACAAUCCAGCCCUAUUUUCGAUAUUCGAAGAACCAAUUACGAAGUGAUACUCUCCUCGAUCUCCAUCAUGUUCCUAGUCAUUUACUUAAUCAACAACGGACUCAAAAGUUUCCAAAAUAAAGUCCUGUAUUCGUACUCCAUCAUGUUAAUCAUGCUUUACCUAUCAUUCAUUGGUAAGAUUUUAACCACGAUAUGUAUUCUAGCACAGAUACGUAAGGUUUUAAGACUCUUUUACUGCGUUUGGGCUGCAUUGAUGUCCAUCGAGUUCUGGAGGGUGACUUAUUACACGUUGAGAAGUCGCAGGUUAUCGACCAAAGGGCAAAAUAAGCGAUUUUUAAUAUACUGUUUCUUCGGAUACGUAUUGCCUCUGAUAUACGCGGUUGUUUUUUUCUUCAGUAAAUUCAACAAAAUGCUAAAUUGUCCUUCGGUUACUGGUUACUCGAUUUUACCAUGUCCUGCUAUUACAGCCGGUCGUGUGUAUAAAGUUUUGCAAAAGGUUAGAUUCGCAGGAUUCACCAUACUCGCUUUGGUUUUAUUUUUACAAGCCUGCGUGCUGAUUUAUUUUGCGAAAUUUUAUCGUAUUCAAUCGACUAUGAACCGAAAAUAUCUCGUUGUGCUGAUCAAGAUAGCUUAUAUGAUGGGUAUUUACUGGAUGAUAUUCGUGUAUUUUAUUUUAUUUAUUCCUCGAAGCUUUUUUUUGUACAAUUUUAUGAGGACGGCGAUAGAUACUGUAUUUUUAUAUCCGCAUGGUGUAUUUAUGUAUUUUGCGUUUGGUUUCGAAAAUACGAGAUUGAAGAGUAUGUUGACUGCUGGAAAAUCCAUAUUUUUUGUUUUAAAGUACCGAAGUCGAUCAAACCAGAAAACCCAAGUUACGAAAGUCGACUCUGGUAGCGUCAAUGGUGUGAUAGGAACAAGCCAAACGAGUUCCCUUUGAAAAGAUUUUAAAUUAUCCGAUGUAGGUACCUACCUAUGCUUUUGUAUUAUUUUACUGAAAAAUUUCUAAAAUAAUCUUGGAUUGAAUAUUUUACAUAUUAAUUUUUAUAUCGUUUUGAGAAAUCUCAAAAAUACUCAACUUCUCAAACAAAUGCUAUGUUUUUUUGUUUUUUUUUGGUGGGGUGAGGGGCAAAGGAAACGUGAUAUUUGUGUACCUAAUUUAUUUUUAUAUCCUGUAAUGUUUUUAUACCUUUGAGAAAAUAAAAC